This is a messenger RNA of Brassica oleracea var. oleracea, 1142 nucleotides long. Its product is annotated as CASP-like protein 3A1. Bases 417 to 1043 code for a protein of 208 amino acids. NCBI's taxonomy places the organism in Eukaryota, Viridiplantae, Streptophyta, Magnoliopsida, Brassicales, Brassicaceae. The record is from RefSeq and is a predicted model, not a curated record. The transcript has 3 exons.
CAUGCUAAAGGGGAAUGAGUAGUUUGGAGUGUCGCUGCAGCUAAACUCGUAUUCUUUCCGCGGCUGUGAUGGGGCGGUGGCUGGUACGCGGCGGCGGUUGUGGAACAUGAGAUUCUUGCCGCGUUUGAGAGUGGCGUUAAAGUCGGCGAGGAGCUUUUGCUUGGAGAUGACUUUGUGUAACAUGUACAUGACAAAACGCACGAUGUUCCACAGCUUCUUGCUUAAUGACAAAGUCCAUGCCUCGUGCAGAACGACCACCACUACGACUGCUUGAAAGACACUGAUAUACAUGGAACAAGAGAAGCCUCACUCACGGGCACUGUUUUGAAGCUCCAGUAGAAACUAGCCACAUGUCCAGCUUGUGUGUUUAUAUACACCCGUCUUUGGCUCGCCUUAGUAUAUCAUUCUGAUACGCCAUGGCGAAAGCAACAGAGCAGAAGAAAAACUCUAUAACAGUGGAAGAGACGAAGCUUGACAUACGCGAUGUGGUCACCACAACAUACGACGAGGAUAACCGUCACGGAGGCACACGCAAUGACGUGGCAAUGGUUGUGCUACGAGCCAUGUGCAUGGCCGUAUCAGCUGUGUCUUUGUUGUUAAUGGUGACAGCCCGUGAGACUACCAUGACAACUCUCUACGGUUUCGAGUUUCAGCUCCACGCCGUUUGGUCUCUCUCAGAUUCCCUCAUAUAUCUAGUGGUGGUUACAUCAGCGACGGUUAUUUACUCAUCCGUGCAACUGGUUUUAAGUGGGACCAGACUAAUGAGAAAAACACCGGUUGUUCCGACAAGAACACAAGCAUGGUUUUGUUUCAUUGCAGAUCAGAUACUGGGAUGUGCGAUGGUGAGUGGAGGAUCAGCGGCUUUAGGUGUGACGAAUAUGAACAGAACAGGAAUCAGACACAUGCCUCUUCCAAAUUUCUGCAAGUCUCUCGGUUUCUUCUGUGACCAUCUCGCAAUCUCCGUCGUCUUCGCCUUGCUCGCGUUUCUCCUCCUCGCCGCUUCUUCUAUUCUCGACGUUCUCCGUCUCUCAGGCGACUGCUAGAGAAUUAUUACUGUUUUACCCUUUUAUGUCUUCUUAAUGAUGGUCUUUCUUUUUGAUAUUUUUGUUUGUUCUAGUUGAUGUCAGUGAAUCUUCCAGUUC